AUGGAGCCCCAGGCAGCCGCCGCGGGCUCCUCUGAGCCUGCCGCUGCACCCUCCUCCUUCCAGGCCCGGCUCUGGAAGAACUUGCAGCUGGGGGCGGCCAAGGGCAAGGGCGGCGGCGGCAGCGGGCACGCAGGGGGCCCGGAGCAGCGCCCCGCUGCCCCCCCAUCGCCCUCCCCGCCACCCCCCGGGGGCAGGCGGGACGCACUGGCCGGAGGAGCAGGUGGCACGGGCACUCGGUGGAUCAGCUUCAAGAAACGGAAGCAAGUGCUGGACCGCGUCUUCUCCUCCUCCCAGCCCAACCUGUGCUGCUCCUCCCCGGAGCACCUGGGGCCCGGGGGCCCCGCCAGAGGCGAGCAGGGCUCCACGCUGCGCCGCAGGCUCCGCGAGCACCUGCUCCCCGCGGGGAAGGGGCCCACCGCCGCAGGGACGCCUCCUGGCGGCCGCUCCCCGGACUCCGCUCCCUCUUCGUCCUCCGCUUCUUCCUCCCUGUCCUCCUCGCCGCAGCCGCCCCCGAGGGGCAGCCGUGGUCAAGAUGAGGGCGCACAGCACCGGGGCGCCGCGGCGCACUUGUGCCACCAGAAGAGCUCCUCCCUGCCGGGCACCGCCAGCCUGGAGCAGCUGCUGGAGCCGCCUCCGCCCCCCGCGGCGGGGGCAGAGAGGGCACAGGGCGCCAGGGAGCCUUGGACCCUGGAGAAAGGCAGCCAGAAAAUAAAUACUUCUGGAGCCAGUAAUGCAGAUGUCCCUCUGGCUGAUCCCGGAAUGUACCAGUUGGAUAUUACAUUAAGAAAGGGUCAAAGUUUAGCCGCCCGGGAUCGAGGAGGGACAAGUGACCCAUAUGUGAAGUUUAAAAUUGGAGGAAAAGAAGUUUUUAGAAGUAAAAUAAUACACAAGAACCUCAAUCCUGUGUGGGAGGAGAAAGCGUGCAUUCUUGUCGAUCAUCUCAGAGAGCCAUUGUAUGUGAAGGUAUUUGACUAUGAUUUUGGACUACAGGAUGAUUUUAUGGGCUCAGCCUUUCUGGAUCUAACACAGUUGGAGUUGAACAGGCCCACAGAUGUGACUCUGCCAUUAAAAGAUCCCCACUAUCCUGACCAUGACCUUGGAAUCAUUUUGGUGUCAAUCACCCUUACACCUAAGGAAGGAGAACACAGGGAUGUGACAAUGCUAAUGAGGAAGAGUUGGAAAAGAUCAAGUAAGGAACUUUCAAACAAUGAAGUGGUUGGAUCUUAUUUCUCUGUGAAGUCUUUCUUUUGGAGGACGUGCGGCAGGCCUGCUUUCCCCGCGCUGGGCUUCUGCAGAGCAGAGCUUCAGAGUGUGUAUUACCAAAACGCACAAUUUCAGACCCAAAGUUUACGUCUGUCAGAUGUACACAGAAAAUCACAUCUUUGGCGAGGAAUAGUGAGUAUCACGUUGAUUGAGGGGCGAGACCUCAAGGCUAUGGAUUCAAAUGGGUUGAGUGACCCCUACGUGAAGUUCCGGCUUGGGCAUCAGAAGUAUAAGAGCAAGAUUAUGCCCAAAACUUUGAAUCCUCAAUGGAGAGAACAAUUUGAUUUUCAUCUCUAUGAAGAAAGAGGGGGGAUCAUCGAUAUUACUGCAUGGGACAAAGAUGCUGGGAAAAGGGAUGAUUUUAUUGGCAGGUGCCAGGUCGACCUGUCGGUCCUCAGCAGGGAACAGACUCACAAAUUGGAAUUGCAGCUGGAAGAGGGUGAGGGGCACCUGGUGCUGCUGGUCACCCUGACAGCCUCAGCCACAGUCAGCAUCUCUGACCUCCCUGUCAACUCCCUGGAGGACCAGAAAGAACGGGAUGAAAUAUUAAAAAGAUAUAGCCCACUGCGGAUAUUUCACAACCUGAAAGAUGUGGGGUUUCUCCAGGUGAAAGUAAUCAGAGCAGAAGGAUUAAUGGCUGCUGAUGUGACAGGGAAAAGUGACCCAUUUUGUGUAGUGGAACUGAACAAUGAUAGGCUUCUCACACAUACUGUCUACAAAAAUCUCAAUCCUGAGUGGAACAAAGUCUUCACAUUCAACAUUAAAGAUAUCCAUUCAGUUCUUGAAGUGACAGUUUAUGAUGAAGAUCGGGAUCGAAGUGCUGACUUCCUGGGCAAAGUUGCUAUACCAUUGCUGUCUAUUCAAAAUGGUGAACAGAAAGCCUACGUCUUGAAAAACAAGCAGCUGACAGGGCCAACAAAGGGGGUCAUCUAUCUUGAAAUAGAUGUGAUUUUUAAUGCUGUGAAAGCCAGCUUACGAACAUUAAUACCCAAAGAGCAGAAGUACAUUGAAGAGGAAAACAGACUCUCUAAACAGAUGUUACUAAGAAACUUUAUCAGGACGAAGCGCUGUGUCAUGGUGCUUAUAAAUGCUGCAUACUACGUUAAUAGUUGCUUUGAUUGGGACUCACCCCCAAGGAGCCUUGCUGCUUUUGUGCUUUUCCUCUUUGUUGUGUGGAACUUUGAGCUCUACAUGAUACCGCUGGUGUUGUUGUUACUAUUGACAUGGAACUACUUCUUGAUAAUAUCAGGGAAAGAGAACAGGCAACGUGAUACAGUAGUGGAGGACAUGCUAGAGGACGAGGAAGAAGAAGAUGACAAAGAUGACAAGGACAGUGAAAAGAAAGGGUUUAUAAAUAAAAUCUAUGCCAUUCAGGAGGUAUGCAUCAGUGUCCAGAACAUCCUAGAUGAAGCGGCUUCCUUAGGCGAAAGGAUAAAGAAUACUUUCAACUGGACAGUCCCAUUCCUAAGCUGGCUGGCCAUCAUCGCCCUCUGUGUGUUCACAGUCGUCCUGUACUUCAUUCCACUGAGAUACAUUGUCCUUGUCUGGGGCAUCAAUAAAUUUACAAAAAAGCUUCGGUGUCCCUAUGCAAUUGACAACAAUGAACUGCUUGACUUCCUUUCCAGAGUCCCUUCAGAUGUACAAAUGGUGCAAUACCAAGAACUGAAACCAGAUCCCUCUCACAGCCCAUGUAAAAGGAAGAAAAACAAUCUUGGCUAG
Molecule: messenger RNA, 2982 nt
Organism: Pipistrellus nathusii (Nathusius's pipistrelle)
Lineage: Eukaryota; Metazoa; Chordata; Mammalia; Chiroptera; Vespertilionidae
Source: the annotation of a GenBank genome assembly